CUCCAAGCCCGCUGGUGGUGGCUACGGCGGUGGCUACGGCUCCGGCUACGGCGGUGGUGGUGGUGGCUACGGCGGUGGCUACGGCGGCCAGGGUGGCUACGGUGGUGGCUACGGCGGCCAGGGUGGCUACGGUGGCGGCUACGGCGGCCAGGGUGGUUACGGCGGUGGCUAUGGUGGUCAGCAGGGCUACGCCGGUGGUCAGGGUGGCUACGGCGGCCAGCAGGGCUUCAGUGGCCAGCAGGGCUUCGCCGGUGCCCAGGGCGGCUACGCUGGUCAGCAGGGUGGCUUUGGUGGCCAGCAGGGUGGCUACGGUGGUGGUUACGGCGGCCAGCAAGGCUUCCAGCAGGGCGGCGACCAGGGCGGUAAGUGCUUGCGGCGGCUACGUUGGUUUCGGCCAAUUUCUGACUUGGCUUCUCGUGUUUCAUGACCUCCAUUUAUCCUCCCGUUCUCUCAAUUCCGCUGCUUCAUUCUCGAUGUCGUUGAACAUUCGAUAUCUCGCUCGGUUUCAAUUUCCCGUUGCCGUAUCAUUCCGAUUCUUCCACCUUAUCGGCCUGCUCGCGGUUCCGUUCCACUCCAGGUUACGGCAGCGCACCCCCGCAGCAGGGCGGCUUCAACGGUGGUGGCUAUGGCGGUGCUUAUCCCCUUCUCCGUUCAAGGCCGAACUAAAGCUGACAUCACAGGCAACCAGGGCGGCCAGGGCGGUUACGGCCAGUACUAAGCUACUUGAAUUCGACCAUGUGUUCGCUGUAUCAGUCUUGCGUUGAUCGAUGUGUUCCGAAUCUGUCGUCUCCCGUUCCCAAAAGUCGCUUCCAAGUUUCAAAGUUUCCCAAUCUGUGCCCGACCGCAAUCCGUCCAUUCUGUGCUGCCAUCUCCCUCGUUCCCAUCUUCUCUUGCCUCGGCUUCCCGGCUCGACCCGUUUCAGACCCGUUUACUGUUCUGUCCCGUCCGUCUGUUCUGGUUACAAGGCUUUCUGCAAGGCUCAUCACCCACCUGUACUAGAUGGCUUUCGUACGCAGUCUAGGCAACUGUGACUCUGUAGUCUCCUCUCCCCCCGCGAUCGAUGCACCAGAUGAAAGGAUCGUCUAAGCUAC
Molecule: messenger RNA, 1091 nt
Organism: Cutaneotrichosporon oleaginosum
Lineage: Eukaryota; Fungi; Basidiomycota; Tremellomycetes; Trichosporonales; Trichosporonaceae
Source: RefSeq, a predicted model, not a curated record